CUGAGCCAUUUCCGCGGUGAUUUUAAAGCAAAAUGUAAAUAAAUUUGUUUUAAGAAAAGUUUUUUAAAAUGUAUCUGUAUUUUGUUUGAUAAAAUCUAAUGUAUCUACUGAUUUUAACUUUAUAAAAUUAAAGUUAUGUCGGAAGAAGAAGGAAAAGUUGAUGGCCUUGAAAAGCGCCUUGCUAAACUGUACCAAACGUCAUUUGAUAGAGCAGAUCGCACAACCUACACUUUGUCAUCUGAGGAAUUAUUUGAUGGCUUUCUGACUUUGUAUGAUGAAUGCACACAUGAUAAUCUUGCCCGGGAUAAAAAUGUUAAGAAUUUUAUUAGAAAAUAUCACAAUGCUAUAUGUGAGGUGGAGGCAUUGAAGCUUCAUGCUUCAGAUUUUGAGGUGAAAGAUGUCAUUGGUCGGGGUCAUUUCGGAGUGGUGCAAGUCGUACAUGAAAAAGUGUCAGACCUGGUUUUUGCCAUGAAAGUACUCAGGAAACAAGACAUUCUGUCUCAGCCCGAGAUAUCGUUUUAUGAAGAAGAACGUGAUAUAAUGGCGACCACCACCAGCCCGUGGAUCACACACCUGCACUACGCCUUCCAGGAUGCAGUGAACCUGUACCUGGUGAUGGACUUCCACCCGGGCGGAGAUCUUCUGUCUCUUCUGUCAAGGCACGAUGACAAGUUUGAUGAAGACAUGGCAGUGGUCUACCUAGCUGAAAUAGCUGUAGCAAUCAACGAUCUUCAUGAGAUGGGUUACGUUCACAGGGACAUUAAACCUGAAAACAUUCUUUUGGAUCAGACUGGACAUAUCAAAUUGGCUGAUUUUGGAUCUGCAGCAAAAUUAGAUAAAGAUAAUUUGGUUUCUUCACAUUUGCCUGUAGGCACACCAGACUAUGUGGCCCCCGAACUGCUGACUUCGUUGAACACGAACUGCGGUGCCAAGCUCUAUGGGGUGGAAGUGGACUGGUGGUCUCUGGGAGUGUGUGCGUAUGAAAUGUUGUUUGGCAAGACCCCAUUUACUGAUGACUAUGGCUCUAUGGUGACUACAUACAGCAACAUUAUGCAGUUCAAGACAAAACUGACAUUCCCUGAUGACUGCAAUGUCUCAAAAACAGCCAAAGAUUUUAUCCAAGAACUCUUGACAGAUAGUGACAGUCGUUUGAAGUGGAAGACCAUCAAAACACAUUCUUUCUUUGGUGAUAUCAAGUGGGAUGACAUUCUUCAAAAAACACCUCCAUUUGUACCAACAAUCAGUAGUCUGGAUGACACAUCUAAUUUCGAGGAUGUUGAAAAAGUGAAGCGACCUGCAACAUUAAAUGAUCACAAAGUCCACCGGGAUUUCACUGGCUUAGACUUGCCAUUUGUUGGCUUUACAUUUGUGAGAACUCUGGCUGAAAAAGGACUGUGUCGCCGCGAAACGAAGACCCUGACACAGACGGUGAUAAACGAGUAUGAUGGCGACCGGUCGUACUCGACGGCUGUGCAGACUCUGUGUUCGGACUCACCCAACGUGGAGGUGACGCUGACUGUGAAGGUGUCCGAGCUGAGGAAUCUGAGAGAGCAGUGCUGCCAGAUGGAGCAGUCACAGAGCGAGAUGAAGGCCGAUGUUAGGCGACUCAGUCUGGAGAGCAGGGAGAAGGACCACUGCAUCGUGCAGAUCAACAUCGAGAAGGAGGCUCUCGAGAGGGAACUGGAAUUCUAUGUAACAAAAACAAAAACUUUAGCAGAACAGCUGAACAUAGAAUUAGAGGACCAUAACAGUCUAGAGAAACAAGGUCAGGGUUUGUGGCAGCAAAUCAUUGAUAUGAACUCUGAAGUCAAGCAUAUUGAGGAUGAAAUAACUUUAACUCAAGCUGAUGAAUUGCGUGACAUUAUUAUUCAACUUGAAGCGGAUAACGAGAAUCUGCUUCGUGAGUUAAACCAGAAGAGACGGAAUCUCGCGUCAUGUAACAAGACUCUUGAAGAAACCCAGAAACAGCUGUCACACAUGCAGUUAAAACUAGACAAGGAACGUCGAAAAUCUCGAGAGAGUCAGAAACGUGACAUUGCUCUGAUGGAGAAUAGAGAUGACUUGUGGAAUGAACAGCUGCAAGAAAAGCAUAAUGAAAUUAAGGAACUUGUUUUGACAAUACAGAAUCUGGAAGAUCUUGUUGAGGCCUAUGAGGACCAGGAACGGGAGCAUGCCAGUGAGAUUGAACAGCUUCACCAGAAGAUGAACUCCUCUUUCCGUGAAAACAUGGACAGCAGUUGGCUACCACCAGUGGAAAAAUCAGAAUCAACAAGCAGCUUGAAACCUAAGAGACUAGAGCUACAUGUGACACUGAAAUCUGGUCGACCCUCCAUGCUUCACAGUACCAAGACGAUUGAGAAAAUAAAGGAACUAGAGAAGCUGAUUGACAAAUAUGACCAAGAAGCAAGAACGUGGAGACAGAAGGAAGAAAUGAUGAAACGUGUUAUCAAGCAAAUGAGUGAGGAAAACAAGCACCACACACAGAAAUCUGAGGCGAGUCAGAAGAAGAAAGAGAGUUUGAUUCAGCACAUGAAGCUCUACCAGCAGGAGGUGCAGGACCAGAAGUCACUCAUCAAGGAGUUGCAGGCCACAAUGCAGAACAGUCUUGAAUCGAAGACGCAGGAAUUGCAAUAUAAAACUAAAAAAAUUGAUGAAUUGUCGGCAUUGGUUACUGACCUUCAAGAAAAGGCACAGGACUAUAAACUGUCUGAAGAAAGAAACAAAAGGGCAGAAGAACACAUUGAACAACUUAUAGCUGAGAGAAAACAGCUUGACAACAAAAUGUGCUUUUUGGAAGAAAAGAUCAGUUCACUUAACAAAGAGCUUGAAGAAAAGUGUGAUCAGAUAUUACAUGCUGAAAGACGGUUAGCUGAUGCCAAAUCGGAAAUCCAACAGCUCUAUCAACAGAAAACUGACUUACAAGUCGUCGUGGAAUCCCUGCAGAAAGUUGCAUCUAGCAAAGAUGAACAGCUGAAAGAAAAAGGUGAACUGAAUUCUAAAAUUAACCAGCUACUGAAAUCGAACAGUGAUUUGCAAAAAGCAGUGAAUAAGUAUGCUGAUGAGAAAAAUAUUUUGGAAAGAAAGCUGAAGAAACAUGAAACAGAGUUGGAAGAAUUGAAACAAUCUUUGAAAAAAUUUGAAAAUGCUGAGAAAGACAACCAAGAUUUAAAGAGAAAGAUCUCUAGAUUGGAGCAUGUCGAGAAGGAAAAGGUCAAAGCUGACGAGAAACUUUUCAAGCUGGUUAACGUAGAAGCAGAAAAACGAGAUCUUGAUAAGAAAUUAGCAAAGUUGGAAAAGUUAAAGAAAGAGGCAGAGGAGAAGUUGGAGGGUGUUGAGAAGAACAAACAAGAGUUGGAGAAAAAGGUCAAGAAAGAAAAGAAAGAAUAUGAAGAGAAUUUUACUAAAUUGGAAAAGGAGAAGGAAGAUUUGAUGAAACAAAUUGUUAAAUUGGACACUGUUGAAGCUGAAAAAAAAGAGUUGGAGAAAAGAAUUAAAAAACUAGGGAGCGUAGAGAAAGAUAAGCGAUUAUCUGAGAAGUGUUUGAAAUCAGUGCAGAAUGAAAAAUCUGACCUUGAAAAUCAAAUUUUAAAGCUUAGAACAGAAAAUGACAGUUUAAAGCAGAGAAUAGUUCAGUAUGAAAAACUGGAGCAAGAUCAAAACAUUACAAAAGAGAAGCUGUUAUCCUUGGAAAGGGAAAAUAAAUCACUUGAGAAACAGGUUAAGGACCAGGAAAAUCUAAAAACUGAAAAGAGAAAUCUUGAAGAAAAACUUUCAAAGCUGGAGAGGGCAGAAACGGAGAAACAAGAUCUUGAGAAGAAGUUGACUGAGCUGGAGGCAAUGGAAAUGUUAAAGAUGGAGGUUGAGGAGAGGUUGGUGUGUGUUGAGGAAGAAAAACAAAAACUGGAAAGAAUAGCACAAAAAGAGAAGGAAGAAUUCGAAGAGGACCUGUUGGAAUUGAGGAAAGAAAAGGAUGAUUUGUCAGAAAAGAUCUUGAAACUGGAGACUGUUGAGAGAGAAAGGAAACAGUUAGAGUCAAAGUUAAAGACGUUGGAGAAUUUAGAAAAAGACAAGAGGAAGUCUGAUGCAUCUUUGAAAUCUAUUCAAACAGAAAAAUCUGAUCUCGAGAAUCAAAUUGCCAAGCUACAAAGAGAAAAUGACAAAAUGAAGGAAAGAAUAGUUCAGUAUGAAAAGUCUGAACAAAAGCACAUUGUCACAAAGGAAAAGCUAUCAGGCUUGGAAAAGGAAAAGAAAUUGUUGGAGAAACAGGUUAAGGAAAUGCAGAACUUGAAAAUUGAAUUGAAAUCUCUGGAACAAAAACUACAGAAGUUAGAAAAAGACUACAGUCAGAGUACUAAACAAAAUCAGAAUUUGAAUCAAAAGCUGGACAAGUUUGAAUGUUUGCAAAGAAAAAACUCUGACCUUGAAAAGAAGUUUGCUGAACUUGAAAGUGUACAGAAACAAAAUGAGUCCUUGCAGAAGCUAGUGUGUGAUCUUGAAUCAAAAAAGAAACAAGAUUUAGAAAAACUAUCCAACAAAUUAGAACAAUUAGAAAAAGAAAACCAAGACCUGUCCAAGAAAUUAGAAAAAAUUGAAAAAGAAAAACAAGAACUGUCAAAGAAAGUAGAACAUUUGGAAAAAGAAAAACAAGAACUGUCAAAGAAAGUGGAACCUUUGGAAAAAGAAAAACAAGAACUGUCAAAGAAAGUCGAACAUUUGGAAAAAGAAAAACAAGAACUGUCAAAGAAAGUAGAACAUUUGGAAAAGGAUAACAAAGCCUUGUCCGUAAAAUUAGAAAAUUUGGAAAGGGAACAACGAGAUUUGUCAAAGAAAUUAGAAUGUUUGGAAAAAGAAAAACAAGAAUUGUCAAAGAAAUUAGAAUGUUUGGAAAAAGAAAAACAAGAAUUGUCAAAGAAAUUAGAAGAUUUAGAAAAUGAAAAACAAAAGCUACAAACACAGUUAAAAGAACAUGAGAAGGCAUCAAGUGGUAAAUCUGAGAAUCUGUCGGCUGAUUCAAGACGAUCGCUGGUUGAUAAACUCCUUGAAGAAAAGUUGGCUCUUCAACAAAGAAUUGAAAGCCUUGAAGCACAGAAAGAGGAAUGGAAACGAACAAAGAAUUCAGACAGUGAUUCUGAUUUAAGGAAAGUGAAGGAAGAAUUGGAAGAAAAAGUGAAAUGGUUGGAGGGUACCACCACAGAGUUGGAGAAGGAAAUGGAUAAAAAGAAAGAUGUUGUUGAAGAAAACAGCAAGUUGAAGAAAGAAAAACUUGUGCUUCAGGGUAAAAUAGACUCUAUGUCUGAUGAAGUUCAAUCUCUGAAGUCUGUACUUGACAAGUUGAAAACAAACAGUAGUGUAGAUGAUUGUGCCAAAGACAAUGAGAUCACGAAGGUCCGAAACAGUCUCAAACGAACAAAGUCAUUUGCCGUGGGCAGUGACCAGAAAGUGGAAGAUCUUCAUCAGGAAAAACGCUACCUUGAGGCUAAGGUAAACAGUCUCCAGAAACACAUGGAACAGCUACAGGGAUCCAGCAGCCAGUGUGGACAGCUAGAGUGUGCUGAGCAGGAGAAACUGGACCUAGCAAGCCAACUUGAGCAACUGCAGAAGACGUGUGAUAGUUUAAAGACCCAAGUGGAUGAACUGCAGAGUUUACGAGAGGUGAACCAACAACUUGAAACCCAGAUCAAACAGCUUGAGGCAAAGACAAAACAACCUGAGAAAGACGAUACCACUUUUAAGAAUUCACGAUUGGGCCCAUCUUGUGGUGUGUCAUCUGAAAUGCAGAGAGAGCUGCUGGAGUCGAACUUGGCACUGAGUGAAGCAAGGUCUCUGCUGUCGGCUUCAAAGCGCCAGGAGCACGAGCUGAAAGAGCAGAUCCGGUCUCUACAGCGCCAGCUUGACAACAAGUCGAUGGAAGCUGGUCCCAGGAUACAGGGAACUCCAGCAACAGAGGGAGAGCUUCAGACUCUUCGCAUUCAGAAUGAAGCAUUGAAAAACCAGAUUGCAAAUACUAAAUCUGUUGAGAAUGAACUACGACUGGUGAAAUCCCAGUGUGAUAUGGUCCAAAGACAAAAUAAGACACUACAAGAAAAUAAUUCUAGCCUCCAGAAAGCGAAAGGUGGUGAGAAGUUAGAGGUCAUGACCUUGAGAGAUCAGCUUAAAGCCAAAGAACAACAGUAUGCUCUUGAAAUUAAGAAAUCUGCCAAAUAUCAAGGAAUUUGUGCUGAAUUGGAAGAACAGCUGCAAGAUUUGGAAUAUCUUGUUGCCGAGUAUGAAAAACGGGAAGCAGAAUGGGGGAAAAUCAGGCAGUCAUUUGAGCAGGCUAUGCAAAAUCGAGAAGAUGAAUUGGAGGGAAGAAGCCAGACCGUUAAUGCAAUGGAGAAAGCAAAGAAUGCCACUGGUGAGCGUCUCACUCAGACCAAACAACAGCUACAGUCGGUUAAAGCGUCACACAAGGCCGAUAUAGAGGAACUCAACCACAAACUGUGGGACGAGCGCAACACAAACAAGAAACUGAAAAACAAGCUGGAAGAUAUAACUAAAAAGCUUGGUAAGAUGGAGAUGGUGUUAGAAACUCAAACCAAGACAAUUGAGGUUCACAUUGAAGAGAAAAAUUAUCUAAAGGAAGAGAUAUCAAAGAUAUUAACUAAAAACCAAGAGGUGAGAAGUGAAAACCUGAGGUUGAAGAAGAACCUGGAUGAAGCCAUGAAUAAAUUUGAGCUCAUCUUUGGGGAAAAGAUCGACCUGGAGAAUUUUACAGAAGCCAUGCAGGGCUUGCACUUCCUGGAGAAAUACAAGUUUGAGAGCACAAUUGGACAGCAAAUGAAGCUGAUAGACUAUCUCCAGGCCCUCUGGCUGGAAAAUAUUGACAAGAAGAAAAAGAAGGGCAGCAAAUUGUUUGGAAGUGUACGGAGUAAAGAUUGCGCUCCUGGCAUUCCACCACAAUGGAAGGAUUUUCAGGCCAGUCUGGAAGCAGAGAGAAAGAAAAAUGCAAAAUUGCAAGAACAAAUUGAUAAACUGCGGGAAGAAAAUUUUCAACAAGCCAACGAAUUGUUGAAGUUGAAUGGCCCACUGCAUGAGAAGCUGAUUUUCGACAAAGUCAAUACACCAAAGGUUCAUGCUGCAGUGGUGGCGCUGUCUCACUCUCCCGCUAACCAGCCAAGUCCGUCAAGGAUCCUGUCUAGCUCGUCCUCGUAUCGGAUCGAGACGCCACGCACGCCAAAGCCUACAAAACAACGCAUGCAUCAUAACAUACCGCACCGGUUUGUGCAGGGACUCAACACGAGGGCCACGAAGUGUGCUGUGUGUCUAGGGAGUGUUAAUUUUGUGAAGCAAGCUUCCAAAUGUGAUGAAUGCCACAUGGUGUGCCACCCUCGGUGUGUGUCGUCCGUGCCUGCUUCAUGCGGACUGCCGACGGAGUAUAUCCAGCAGUACACAGACAUGAUGGAGAAAAUCAGCUUCAGUUACUCGGUGGAUGUUCUCGACAACACCGAUUAUUCCAUAAAGUUGGACGGGUGGCUAAAAGUCCAUGUCUCCAGUUCGAAGAGUGCCAAGUCAAGCUGGGAGAGACGCUGGGUUGCUCUGGACAACACAUGGUUGUUAAUAUACCUUACCGACAAGGACGCCAAUCCAGUAGACACGUUCGAGUUGAACCCCAAAGAUGUUGAAGUCAGUAUACACAGUGCCAUUCUACCCACAGAGCUGAGCAACACGGUGGCUACCGAUGUCGCUCAUGUCCUGAGACUAGACCAGGAUCCUGUGACGACUUGCUGGCCGGGACGAGUCCUGUAUCUGAUGGCUGAAACAUUUGUUGACAAGCAAAAAUGGGUGGCCUCUCUGGAGGCUGCUGUCAAGAAUGUGAAGCGAGGAGAAUCGUUUCAGAAGAAUAGAUUGCAGAUGACCACUGCUUUAUCGAUAAAAGAAAAAAAGGAAUUGAACUGUUCAUUAGUUCUUUCUAAACAGUGUGUUUUGAUUGGAUGUGAAGAAGGCCUGUUUGCCUGGAACCCACAACAGGGUGACAAGCUGAUACAGCUCACUGGGCUGGGCAGUGUUCACUACAUGUGUCUGGCAUCGACUCUCGGCAUGAUCAUCAUUAUCUCAGGUCAGGAUCGUCAUUUGUUGAUGGUUGAGAAGAAACUGGUUAAACUUCGUCUGAGUCAGACUACAGGAGGCGAGACGGUGCCCUUGCCAACAAAGAUGGUGGACAAGAUUAUUGCUUGUACUGUGGUUGACGUGACCUUGUGGCAGGACAGCACAUACCUCUGCGUGGGCAUGACAGACCGCAUUGUCAUCAUGAAAUACAAUCUUAGUCUUGGCAUGUUCUGCACCAGAAAGGAGCUCAUGAUGGAUGAACCAUGUAGCUGUGUUUGCAUAGCAGAGAAUAUGGCUAUAGUUGGUGCUGAAAAGUUCUACAAGAUUUCUCUUGAACAUCCCACCCUGAUAGAUUUUGUUGAUCGGCAAGACAGCUCGCUAGCCUACACGUUGUUCAGUGCUAGCAAUCAUCAGAGCUUCCCACUUGCCGUGGUACAGGUUUCCCCUGGAGGUCUCCCACUCGAGUUCCUGCUCUGUUUCCAUGAGUUUGGUGUGUUUGUGGAUGACAAAGGUCACAGGAGUAGACCUCUUGAUGUUAAAUGGAGUGGGCUGCCUCUGGCUUUUGCAUACCGGGAGCCCUUCCUGUACAUCACCUACUUCAACAGUGUACAGGCCACAGUCAUACCAGCCGACAAGGGAGAGGUCAAAGGUAGGAAGACAAUAAUUGAUGUGCACAGUCCUCGCUACAUGGGCGUUGCCAUAGUCCCAGGCGCGGUGUAUGUUGCGGCGUGUAUGCGAGACUCGGUGGACAUGCUGUGUAUCCGGGGCCAGGAGGAACACAGUCAAGUGAUCAGUGAGAAGGAAAACAGACUCAUUGAGAGUUUCAAGAAGGCCGACAAACUGCAGGUGAGAUUUGCCACUCCACAGAAAGAGACCAGACGCCAGUUAUCACAGACGUCGCUGAACAGCAACACAAGUGACUCCACAACAACCACCGAAUCUGACUUGUGAUAUUCUCCCCGAGUCUUCGUCUUCAGCUAAACUAGUGCUGAGACCUACCAGGGUCGAAUGAUCAUCUCAUCAUUCAUUUCAAGGAAUCUAGUAACAUUUUCAUGACAUAUCAUCACAUUUAUCAAGCAGCAAGGUUGUAGCUGAAGAUCAUGUUUCACAUUUGGAAAGCAAUUUCUGCUCUUGAAUUCCACUAAGCACUAAUUUAAAAAAAUGUGGGGUUUUUUUUAGAUACAGUUAAAUAAAGAUUUCUAAUAAAUAAUGUCCAGACUUCAAGAUUAAUGUUCAAAGUCAUAAUUAACUGUCUGUGUUAUAUUUUAACUUUCUGAAUUACUAUGAAUAAGAAUUUGGAGUUUAUUUUAAUUAAAAUGUCUAAAUCUUUAACAAGUAAAGCCAUUGUCCAAUUGUUCCAUUUUUUGUAGAAAUAGUUGUUUGUAAAGUUCUUUAAUAAUGCAGAAAUUUAAGAAAGAUUUUUAUGUUUUUCUCAUUGUCAUAAAAGUAUGUGCCAUUUUAUGUGGAAUGCUUAAAUUCACACACAUUUUAAAAAAGCAUUUGUCAUUUCAUUCAACAUAUAGGUUUGUGUUUGUGAUAGUUGAAGAAGAUGGGGAUAGGGUUCACACAGGUUCAUGGAACAUGAAAAUUGGUUGUUUCAUUUAAAAUAAUACAAAUAAAGGUGCAAUUUGCAUCAUAACCAUACAAAAUUAUGUUGUUGAUAAUCCUAAAAAUAAAAAGUCAUUGAAGAAAAUGCCUUCAAACGUUAUGGCAUUCAGUUGAUAACAAAGCACAUGAACCCUGGGUAGGUUAUGGGGAUGACCAAAGAAACAUACUGCGACUGCAAUAAGUAACACAUAUUAUCUAGCAUCUCAAUUUGCACACAUAUGGUAAAUCCAUUAGCCACUUGUAUUGGUAUAGCUUGUACUGCUAAGUGGUUUUAUCAGAUGUCUUGAGAUUAAAAAGCUUAAUAUGUUUAGAAACUAGACUCUACACCAUAGCAUUUUAUAUUUAGCCUUGCUGUUCAACUUUGUGUGUGCAUUACUAAAAAAAAAUUAUGCUUUCCGUUUGCUACAGUAAUAUGUAAUAUUGCAUUUGUAGACUUAUUUAUAUGUAAAUAGUGCAACAUGUAAAGAAUCUCAAAGGGGAUUUAUGUAAGAGUUUGUUAUGUUCAAAUGUAAUAGUUUUGUUUGUUUUGGCUUUUUUACAAAAUGUUGUACUUUCAAUUUUUACAUGGAAAUAUGCUUAAAUUUAAGUGUAAAUUUGGAGUUAAAAAAGAGUUACUUGGUUCAUUGUUAACGUCAAGUUACUUGAUUAUACUAAAUGUGUACAUUCUGUUAUACCAAACAUUUUCAUAGCAAUAAAAUAUACAAUUCCAUAUUUUGUAAAAUAGUUGGUUCAAUUUUAACUUAAAUGUAAACAAAUUGGGGACUUCAUGUUGGGGGUUGGGUCAUGCCUUUACUGAUAUGACAGAUGAGUAAUUAUGUAUAUAUUUGGUACCAAAAUUAGACGAAUGGUUCUCUAUAAAAUAAAUCUUACAACUGGAAUGCUAUUAAUUUAAAUCAUACUGUUGAAAACAGCAGCUAAUUUGUAUAGCAUGUCAACACUGGUUCCCCUUGAUUCAGUUUAAUCUAUUGGUCAUUUUCAAAAUUUGUAAACUUUUGUUGCCAGUGAUUAAAAACAAAACUAUUUCAUCUGAAGUUAAUGCAUGUUCACCUUCAUCGAUUUUUAAUGGCUAGAAUUUCUAAAUGGUCUUUCACCAAUAUUGUAUAUCACCGACUUUAGAUUGUUUUAUCGGUUGUUUUUCAAAACAAUAUUUUUACCUUUGUAAAUCAAUGUAUUUUUGUAUAAUUUAUAUUUGCGUUGAACUUAACUGUAUUUUCCCAAUUGUUGUGAUGUUUUUAAAAAUAGGCAGCUUUUAACACCUCCAUUUAACAGGAAUGAAAUCUAAAGUGAGGUGCUCUUGUUAUGUUCACGGCAGUCGAAUAUACGUUUUAGGGAUGCAAUUUGAAUUGUAAGUGUAUAUUAUAUAAAAUAAGGACAUUUAAACACAAACAAAAAUUCAGUAUGAUCUAAACAAAACAAUUAAAAUUACAAUUUGAAACAUUUAAUAGCAAAAAAAAUGGUGAAAUAAAAAGCUACAUAUUGUAUUGGUGUUGUUUAUUUUGUGAGGGGUUCUAGAAUACGGUGGCUAGAGGCUCGAGGCCAGAGGCCAGUGGUUUUUGGAUUCGGGCCAGUAAAAGUUACUUUGUGUGAUCCUGAAGUAACUUUAUUCCAAACUAAUGAAAAUUGUUUGCAUGUUUUUCUAAACAAACAUAAAUUAUGCCUAUGUGUUGUGCAAAUCAGUAUGCAAAAUGUACAUUAAAAAGUUAAUUAUUUUAA
Gigantopelta aegis is the source of this 11406-nucleotide messenger RNA. RefSeq names its product citron Rho-interacting kinase-like. The transcript is spliced from 44 exons. Gene Ontology annotation, cellular component: cytoskeleton; cytoplasm. Gene Ontology annotation, biological process: actomyosin structure organization; peptidyl-threonine phosphorylation. Bases 136 to 9036 code for a protein of 2966 amino acids. The record is from RefSeq and is a predicted model, not a curated record. Lineage: Eukaryota; Metazoa; Mollusca; Gastropoda; Neomphalida; Peltospiridae. Gene Ontology annotation, molecular function: ATP binding; protein serine/threonine kinase activity.